AUGGAUUUUUACGAAUACGGUUACCACGAAGUCAUUACAAAUGCUGACAAUGUAGCAAUAGUAGCAACAGCUCACGAUAUGAUCGAGAUUAGUCAGAUGCUGACAACUGCGGCACAAAGAACCAAGGACUGGCUCACCAAUAUAGAACUAGAGUUAGCUUUUAAUAAAUUUGAAGUGAUGAACAUUACCAAAUCUAGAACACAUAAUGAAUGUGAAGUAGAAAUUGAUAACACAAAGAUCCCAGCAUCACCUAGUCUAAAGUAUCUUGAUCUCCACAUAGACCUAAAGCUAAAUUUUAGUGAACAUGCCCAUAUAGUAGCACAGAAAACAUCCAUAACAGCAAAUAAAUUAAUGAAGAUAAUGUCUAAUAUAAGCGCGACCAGGCCAAGAAGAAGUAGACUACGAGCCGAAAUCAUACGGUCGCAAAUCUUAUAUGGUGUAGAGUUCUAG
Cinara cedri is the source of this 450-nucleotide messenger RNA. NCBI's taxonomy places the organism in Eukaryota, Metazoa, Arthropoda, Insecta, Hemiptera, Aphididae. The record is from the annotation of a GenBank genome assembly.